GAAACACAUGAGUGUCAUCGGCGUAUCAACACAAUGAACGCAUAGUGUUUAUACUUGGCAUAAGCCUUGUUUAAACAUUAUUUAUUCUUAUCAAACUUCUGUUUAAACAUUUAAAAAGCAUUAUCAUUCAAAGACAAUUUUGAUUAAUUGCCAGACUUACUUUAUUCGUUCUUUGCAGUGAAAAACACUGUUUACUUGUGCUGUGUAUAACACACAAAAAAAACAAAUGAGUUGAAAUCUGAGGGAAAAGACUUUUAUUUGAGUUAGUUCGUUUCGACCUUUUGAUGGAUCGGGUUCACUCCGUAAAUUUGUCUGCCUGAAAAUUACAUUCAAUAUGGAGCACACAGAAGGGAUUUCAUUAGAAGGACCACCUCAACGCUUGGAAAAACAAUAUUCCCGAAUUUUCACUAAAAGUGCUAAACAAUUUUUACGUGAAUUUAUAACAGAAUUUGAUACCAAAGUUGAUUCAUUACUUUUGGCACGUGAAAGACGACGCAUUGACAUCACAAGCGGUAACUGGAAACCUGAGUUUCGGAAAAUCGAUGAAAAAGACUGGACAAUUACAGAGAUUCCACAUAGAAUUAGAAACAGAAAAUUAGAUUUGGGAGAUGUAUCACCUGCGAACACAAUCAAUUUUACCGAUGCAUUGUAUGCUGAUGUUCAAGGAAUUCAGGUUGACUUCGACGACGGUCAUUGUCCUACGUUUAGAAACACGAUUACUGGCAUAUACAACGUAACUAUGGCAGUACAUUCAAUGCUGCCAAAUGGGCCAUCAAAUAUUGAGAAAGCACCAAUCUUGUGGCUACGUCCUCGGGCCUUCAAUAUGAUCGAACACCACUGUAUGAUCAACGGGAAGGAAGUUUCUGGCCCAUUAUUCGAUUUCGCACUGUUGAUGUUUCACAAUGCAAAACGAAUGCAUGACCUUAAAAUUGGACCAUACUUCUAUUUAUCAAAGAUUGAAGAUCCAGUAGAAAGCGCGCUAUGGAAUGAAAUAUUUGUAUGGACACAACGACGUUUAUCCAUUCCGGAAAGAAGCAUUAAGAGUAUCAUUUUGAUUGAAAAUAUUCUGGCUGUUUAUUCAAUGGAACCGAUAUUGUAUUCAAUACGUGACCAUAUAAUCGGUUUAAACUGUGGCAUUUGGGAUUAUAGCGCAAGCAUAAUUUCAAAGUUUGGAAACAGUCGUGAAUUUUUGAUCCCUGACCGAAACAAAUACGUCAAUGUUUCGAAAUUAUUUUUAUCAGCGUACAUGCGUCUACUGAUAGCAACUUGUCAUAAACACGGUGCUUUGGCCACUGGUGGAAUGGCUGCAAAGGUGUUGCCAGCAGGAAAAGAGAAUGCAGUAAACAACCGAGUCAAUGAAAUAAUCAACCAAGUGUAUGACGCAAAAAAAGCUGAAAUUGAAAUGGGAGUGGAUGGCUUUAUGGUUCAUGACUUGAGACUUGUAGUUCACAUGAAUAAACUUUGGUCGGAAACUUGCGGGUCCUCUGAUAAUCAAUUGAAGAUGGUGCCAAAUAUAAGCGAUAUAAGCGAACGAACCCUAUUAGAAAUCCCAAAGGGCGGUGUCACAAUCGACGGACUGAAGCACAACAUUUCAGUUGCUUUACUUUUCAUCUAUCACUGGCUUUCUGGGAUGGGUGUAUUUUACUUUGAAGGCGCUGUUGAAGAUUCAGCAACGGCUGAAAUAUCUCGGUCUCAACUUUGGCAGUGGAUUCGAUUCAACGUAAGAAGUGUGUUUUUAAUCAUACAUAUGUCUGUAUCUGAUCAAUUUUCCCAUCAGACUCCGAUUGAAGACAGUGUUGGCGAACAUGAUAAAUUUGUGACACGGCAUUUAGUCUACAAGCAUUUAGAUGAUAUUAUUAUUAGCCUGCGUAAGACUCUUGGAUGUACAACAUCUGAUGCGAAGCGCCUUAUUUCAUCCAAAUAUAUUCUACUCGAAAUAAUUUCGUCGAGGAACUAUAUUGAAUACAUUACAACAUUUUUGAAUGAUAAUCACAAAUUUCGCGCACUACAUAAUAAGAACGAUGGCUUGGAGAGUAAACUAUAAGAAGGGAUUUUUGUGAAUUUAUUUUGGUAGAACAUUCAUAUGUGUUAUAUGAAUAAUAGGGAAUAAAGAAACUUGACAAAA
Messenger RNA from Sitodiplosis mosellana (orange wheat blossom midge), 2125 nucleotides. Its product is annotated as malate synthase-like. The coding region runs from base 335 to 2044 and encodes 569 amino acids. Gene Ontology annotation, cellular component: cytoplasm. Gene Ontology annotation, biological process: glyoxylate cycle. The transcript is spliced from 5 exons. Lineage: Eukaryota; Metazoa; Arthropoda; Insecta; Diptera; Cecidomyiidae. Gene Ontology annotation, molecular function: malate synthase activity. The record is from RefSeq and is a predicted model, not a curated record.